AUGGAAGAAGAUGGUAACAAGCUUAACAUAACUUGUUCUCCUGGAACAUUUAGAAAGGUUCAAGACGAUGCAGUUUAUAGACAGAAGAUCAUAAGCGAAGUGGCUGGACAACAAUGCUUCGAAAGCCUUAUUAUAACAGAAGAGCACAGCGGGAGCGCUGGCCUUGAAGAAUCUUUCUCGGAAGAGAUUGCAAUGGGCGAAAGUGAAAGGGAAGACUUCCUUCCAAUCGGUACAAGUGCUGAGACACAUGACGUCAAGAGGCCUGCGUGGUUGGAUGCGCCAACAAAGCUGCUAAUUUUGAAGGUUAAGGAACUGCGGCCGAAAGUUGGCAAAAGCCAAAGCAUGAAAACCAUAAGCAAAUGUGGAGCGCUAUUACCAACGAGCUUUGCGAAAG
This is a messenger RNA of Rhagoletis zephyria (snowberry fruit fly), 394 nucleotides long. RefSeq lists its product as uncharacterized. The record is from RefSeq and is a predicted model, not a curated record. Lineage: Eukaryota; Metazoa; Arthropoda; Insecta; Diptera; Tephritidae.